Acanthochromis polyacanthus (spiny chromis) is the source of this 934-nucleotide messenger RNA. RefSeq names its product chromosome 2 C15orf48 homolog (gene coxfa4l3). Bases 163 to 420 code for a protein of 85 amino acids. The record is from RefSeq and is a predicted model, not a curated record. Lineage: Eukaryota; Metazoa; Chordata; Actinopteri; Pomacentridae. The transcript is spliced from 5 exons.
GAUGACUAUUCGGCCCCCAGCGAUGCGUUUGAGUGCAGGAAGCUCCUUCUGUCUACGUGCCUCUCACCUCGUACAGCCUCUCAUCCAGCCUACAUCCGUCUGGCCGGUGGUGCGCUGCUCUAAGAGAAUUUCUCAGCAGCAGGUGCUUGAAGAAUUUGAAAAAUGUCUGGAUUUUUCCAAAUGUUGAGGAAGAAAAAGGAGCUGAUCCCUCUGAUAGGGUUCAUGGCUUUUGCUGGAGCGGGAGCCACUGCUGCUUCUCUCUACUUUCUCUUUACUAAACCUGAUGUUAUUUUGAAUAAGACCAGAAACCCAGAACCCUGGGAAAGACUGGACCCAUCCAAACCCCAAAAGCUCAUCACCAUCAAUCAGCAGUGGAAGCCCGUGGAGGAGCUGGAGCUGGUGAAGAAUCUCACCAAGUAAAAAAAAAAAAGAACAAACCAAGGCGGGCAUCUCCUAGACAGAGUCUGACAAGCUGCCUGCCCCCCAUCAGUCUAACAGAAUCCUUUCUGCACAAACUAGGAUGCUUUGACACUCAGUGUGCGGAAAUGCUUCUGCUCAACUGGUGGGGUUUGACCCUCCACUGUACUGACCCGUCUCCAGGACGUCCAUCCCAUCAACACCCGAAAACAACCUGGGAACAGAUACUCAUACUGCAGUGAAGUCUAUGUGAGAAAAAAGUAGAAUAAACUUCAUCUGGAUUUCUUUGAUUGCAGCAAGAAAGAGCAGAUUUCUAUUAACCCUUAGAUGCAGUGAUUGGAGUCUACACUCUUCCAUAAGUGGGUCAAAAAUGACCCGUAUAAAAAUGAAUGUGUUUUUAUGCCAUUUUGUCAUUUGGGUUAAGAAUAAUAAUUUGUUUUCAUGUUUGAAAUACAUUUAUUUUUAUCUUUUUGAAUUGAUUUUGAACAUUUUGACUAUUAAAAAAGAAUUAAAUGAA